AUUUCUUCUUUUCUGCUUUUUUUUUUAGUUUUGAUUCAUUUCAGACACUGCCCAUUUUCAAUCACAUUAUGCAUCUUUAUCUUCUUUUCUGACUAUUUCAUUCAUAUUAUUGUCAACAAAAUAAUAUCUGGGUUACACUAUUACAUCUCUCAAGCAAAGAAGAAACUGGUAUUAAAUCCAAUCUGGGAUCCUUCUUGGUAGAGAUAAAAUAUAAUAUAUAUAGAUGUUUUACGUGCUUAGAUCGUGAGGACAUGACUGAGCAGUGAUGCCUUUAUUUGGAGAUGGAAUUUUGGUUUAUUUUUCGGCUUAGUAAUCGUAAAUGGAUGAUAAAAACAACAAGGUCAACACCUUACAUAUCAAAGAUGUACCAAUGGUCAAGGUUCACUCUCCCAAUCAGGAGUUUCUACAGGAAGGAUCCUUUGUUCAGUUUGAAGAUCAGAGCCUAGUGAGUCCCGAGUCACUUUCUAUAAAAAAACAUUCUUUUCAUGAUCCUGUCCGUAGAUCUUUGUCUUCUUGCGGUUCAGAGAAUAGUGUGGUCAUGGGGAAUAGUGUGGCUGAAAGCAUCAGAAUUGUCGUCUUUUCUGCCAAAAUCAACUUACUAAUACCCUUUGGCCCUUUGGCAAUCGUGGUUGAUAAAUUUUCAGGCCAUAAUGGAUGGGUUUUUAUCUUAAGCUUAUUAGGCAUAAUACCUCUGGCUGAGCGUCUGGGGUAUACUACAGAACAACUGGCUUGCUAUACUGGACCUACGGUUGGAGGGCUCCUGAAUGCUACUUUUGGAAAUGCAACUGAGUUGAUAAUUUGUGUUUAUGCCUUAAGGAGUGGCAUGAUUCGAGUUGUUCAACAGUCUUUGUUGGGUUCAAUUUUGUCAAAUAUGUUGCUAGUGCUUGGAUGUGCUUUCUUUGCUGGAGGACUUGCAAAUUCUAAGAGGGAACAAGUCUUUAGUAAGGGAGCAGCAACAAUGAGCUCUGGCUUGCUGUUAAUGGCAGUCAUGGGCCUGUUGUUCCCGGCUGUCCUCCACUCUACACACACAGAAUUGCAUUUUGGAAAGUCUGAGUUGUCCCUAUCUAGGUUUACUAGCUGCAUUAUGCUUGUGGCGUAUGCUGGUUAUCUUGUUUUUCAACUGAAAAGCCAGAGUAAUUUAUAUCAUCCAGUUAGUGAGGGAGAUGGACAAAUAGAUGUGCCUUCGAAUGAUGAUGAAGAGGCUCCCGAGAUCUCUAAGUGGGAAUCAAUAGUUUGGCUAUCUAUUUUGACUGCAUGGAUUUCUGUCCUUUCAGAAUAUUUGGUGGAUGCUAUUGAGGGGGCCUCUCUUAAAAUGCACAUCCCAGUGGCAUUUAUCAGCGUCAUUCUUCUACCAAUUGUUGGCAAUGCAGCUGAGCAUGCAGGUGCGGUUAUGUUUGCCAUAAAAGACAAGCUGGAUAUAUCUUUGGGAGUUGCUAUAGGCUCAUCUACCCAGAUAGCAAUGUUUGGGAUUCCAUUUUGUGUGGUUGUAGGGUGGAUAAUGGGGCGUCCAAUGGACUUAAAUUUUCAACUUUUUGAGACAGCCACACUUUUCAUUACUGUUCUUGUUGUAGCCUUCAUGGUGCAGGAGGGAACAUCAAAUUACUUUAAAGGACUUAUGCUUGUUCUUUGCUAUGUUAUUGUUGCCGCAAGUUUCUUUGUACAUCUAGACCCUACUGCAAUUGCGGAUAAGCACCCGAAACCUAGUAAUUGAAAUGGAUGAUUGAUGACAAUCUUAAGAUCAAUUUCCUGCAAAGAAGGCAUUGAUAAUUAUCAUACUGUAGUCUUAUAGUUCAGCCAAACCUAGAAUGCUCUAUGAAUAUGGAUCUUUCAAAGCAUAAGUUUUACUCAUCCAUGUUUGAUUUUUUAAAUGGUAACUCUGAUAUGGUGUUCUUCAAUGAAAUGCUUUGACUGUAAAACGGGCGAAUGCACCUCCUUGAAAGAUGUUUGCUUGAUAUAGGUUAUAGUUUCAUGUUAACAGCCAGAGAAUUGGAAUAAAAAAAGUGAUUUUUGUGGAGAUUUUUCAAUAUUUUAUUCCUUUUUUUUGUUGGACAUAAUAUGUAUGGCUUGUAUAUAAACAGUGAUGAUGAGUCUUUUUACUCACUAUGUUACAUAUCAAAUAUGAAAAUAAAUAUUUUCUUAUGUCUUGGAUA
This is a messenger RNA of Humulus lupulus (European hop), 2150 nucleotides long. Its product is annotated as vacuolar cation/proton exchanger 3-like. NCBI's taxonomy places the organism in Eukaryota, Viridiplantae, Streptophyta, Magnoliopsida, Rosales, Cannabaceae. Gene Ontology annotation, molecular function: calcium:proton antiporter activity. Gene Ontology annotation, biological process: calcium ion transmembrane transport; intracellular calcium ion homeostasis. Bases 320 to 1711 code for a protein of 463 amino acids. Gene Ontology annotation, cellular component: plant-type vacuole membrane. The record is from RefSeq and is a predicted model, not a curated record. The transcript has 13 exons.